AUGCGAGAGUAUCGCCUUAAGUAUCAACAGUUUACUGAGGUAGAAGUGGUGGGAGCUAAAGUAGAAGUGCACAACUCCCGAAUAGAGUAUAUGCGCCAAUAUAGACGUAAUCAACGACUUAGAGCUGCUGAAGACAAUGAGAGAGUUAUAAGGAGACACAGACUAGAUGACGAAGUGGAAACAAAUAGCUGGGGAAGUAUCUGGCGUAAAUACAGUCUAACUAAAUCGGAAGAAAGACUCGUUUCCUCACGCCAUGUAUUUCAAUCAAGCUGGACACACAAAGGGUUAAGUAGAAAAUAUAGAAGCAAAGGUGGCAUAGUGAAUGUUCCAGUUGACGUAGACACAGCAGUUCCGUCACUUUCAUGCAAUCUCAAUGGCACCAAUACUAUUUAUUUGAGCUUAUCCCGUAGAAUGUGCUAUGUUAAGGAUUACAUCAGAAGCAACACUAGUCCGGCAAAAGUUUGGAGAGAAAUCAUUUUCUUACAGUCGACACCACUCUACCAAGAGUACAAUAUUACUUUGAGUAAUGACUGGAUAGAGGAUAUUACUAAAAGUAAUACUGAGAUCGCAAGGACUGAUGGCGCCGAAGGGCAAGAUAAUAGUGCAGAAGAAAUUGUAGAAGGUGAGUUGGAGGACCAUGGUAACCAAAGAACUGUACUUUUGUCUGACCAUGAAGCUACCAGACCUUCGUCUGGAAAUGGUAGAAUACCCUUAUCUGCUCUAACUGUCAGAGGUAGCGACUUUCUAUCCUUCCCAAAGAUAUUUUGUGGACAAAGACUAUCUAUACCUGAAAAUGUAUUCUGUUCAUCCUUGACGAAGUCUAUUUCAAGAAGGGUUCGUAGAGCAGCCCGAGCGGUAAAUUACAUCUUGUAA
Messenger RNA from Phycomyces blakesleeanus NRRL 1555(-), 873 nucleotides. RefSeq lists its product as hypothetical. NCBI's taxonomy places the organism in Eukaryota, Fungi, Mucoromycota, Mucoromycetes, Mucorales, Phycomycetaceae. The coding region runs from base 1 to 873 and encodes 290 amino acids. The record is from RefSeq and is a predicted model, not a curated record. The transcript is spliced from 2 exons.